UUGAUGCAAGUCUCCGCACAAUAGCUGAGGUAAGACGGGUGUGCGAACAUAAAAGACGCUUUUAAUUUGGCGUUAGUCGUAAUGAGAAAAUAGCCCAUUCAUUUUAUCAUUACAAAAAGAACUCGACAAAGAGAAAGGGUCCUUUGAAUCGCGAUGGGAAAGAGUGAUUUGGGUAUGUUGUUGAAAACAUAGACUUACACAAUCUUGAACGUGUUUUUUCGAAGACAUGCCACACACUGGUCUGUUUACCCAGGUUGAUCCAGUUUUGGAAUUACGGAGAUAUAACAUGGCACCUUCAAUGACACAUGGGAAAGGUACAAAUCGCAUUAAGAGUGCCAAAAAUGAAUCAAUAAUGACUGGGAUUGGAAAAGAAAGACUGAAGUCGAGAGAGAGAAGUAAAACUCUUGAUGUCGUACCUUCGAUUGCGGGUUACCAUGUUACAAAACAUUGGAGUCGUGAGGGAUCGAGUUUAAUCGAACAAUAUUCUUCUAAGAAAGUAAAUUUCUCCUCGAAGCCUUUACAGUUAUCUCGCUCAAACGCAAAACCAGGUAUCAGUUCGUCAAAAUCAAGAGGAAAAGUUGGCGACAUUUCUGCUAAAGUUAAACCAACAAAGCCUUCAGGGCAAGCGAUAGAAAUGAUAAAAGGCAAGCUACCUACGGCUGGAAAAAGACGUGGAAGUGAAACGCCAUCGUUGUUGAUGGUUACAUCGAGAAAAAGGUCGCUGUCUAUUCCUUCUGAUGCUAAAGAACAUUAUUCUAUUACAACAAUAGUUAAAGCAAGAAGCUUAGCAAUGAAAUGGCGGGGUCGGCAAGGGAAGCAGAGCCGAAGACAAACCAUUCUGCCCACCAUCACCGAUAAUACAUCAAAGUUUUCGCUUUGUGCGAAUGUAAAAUGUAGCCCUCAGUUCGAGGAGGUGAUAAAACUUUUGGAAGGAGAUCAUAAUGUUGAAGACGCUGUGAGUGACAUGAAAUCUCUACAGCUAAAGUGACGCUGUUAAUUUCAUGAAAAUCUAAGAGACGUUUUUCACGGAUUUUACCAUCUACAUGUACAACUAGCCCUUAUCGACGCGUUUCCGUUAAAAAUGAUACUUUGGAUGAUAUACAUCAGUAUGAAACGCGUUGGACAAAAACGAGAGGCGUUCAUGUCUUGAUAAAAAGAUGUUGCAUGGUGCGUUUUUAGCCUAAAAAUUUUAAUAUACACUUGCAAUUGUUCGUCUAGCAGAAAAAUCAAUCUUCAUGUGUUAUUGAAAUUUUAUUCAGCUUGUACAAAUGUACAUCGUAACAUAUAGUAUUAAAACAAGCUGUUUAUAUAAAACUUUUGA
Pocillopora verrucosa is the source of this 1321-nucleotide messenger RNA. RefSeq lists its product as uncharacterized. NCBI's taxonomy places the organism in Eukaryota, Metazoa, Cnidaria, Anthozoa, Scleractinia, Pocilloporidae. The record is from RefSeq and is a predicted model, not a curated record.